Hippoglossus stenolepis (Pacific halibut) is the source of this 4125-nucleotide messenger RNA. It is a transcript of the gene dtna, whose product is annotated as dystrobrevin, alpha. Gene Ontology annotation, biological process: synaptic signaling. Gene Ontology annotation, cellular component: synapse; plasma membrane. The transcript has 25 exons. The coding region runs from base 655 to 2811 and encodes 718 amino acids. The record is from RefSeq and is a predicted model, not a curated record. Lineage: Eukaryota; Metazoa; Chordata; Actinopteri; Pleuronectiformes; Pleuronectidae. Gene Ontology annotation, molecular function: zinc ion binding.
UUAGCAGCACUGUCCUCCGUGUUUUAUUGAGCCGCUACAGAAAUAGAUUCAUAAUAUAAAUAACUGACUAAUAAGGCACAUUUUUGUUGCUGGCCUGAAACCUCGUUGUAUAUUUUGGCCCAACAGAAGACCAAAGCUGGAGCGAGUCGUGCCUGUGAGAGUCUUGGUUCGGUUUUGGCAGCGUUUAGCUCCACCAGUUUCUCUGCUGUGCCAAUGGUAAAUGAGGAUUUGCUCUUUUAAGGGCAGUUAUUUUAUCCAAUGUUGCCAGUUGUGACAGUGCCACACAGAGAGAGAGAGAGAGAGUAAUGUUUGCUGGGCACAUGCCAGGAAUGAGGUUUGGGGUCUGCAACUAGAGAGUCAGUAAAGCUGUACAAGAAUGUCGAGCCUUCUCAUUCGUAGUUAAAGAUAGAGGCGGCACAGGCUGUAUCCUCGCUGACAGUUUCUAAUUUCAGAUAUCUUGCUCGGGCCCGUCCGUUUGGGCCACUUUUUGGUGUCAGGAAGUGGUUGUGGACAAUUGUUUCUAGAAGGUGAACUAACCUCGGCUCAGAAAAGGGAGGGCUGCUACCAUGGUGCUUUAUGAAAGGAUAACGUGCCAUUAAUCCUGUGUUGUGAGGUGAUCUCCUGAAAUGCUGGACUUGAUCCUGAAAAUCCAGAAUGAUUGAAGACAGCGGGCGGAGAGGUGACAACAUGGCAGAUCGAAGGCAACUGUUUGUUGAGAUGAGGGCCCACGACUUGGAUUCCAUCCGAUUGUCAACAUACAGAACAGCUUGCAAACUCAGAUUUGUGCAGAAGAAAUGUAACCUGCACCUGGUUGAUAUCUGGAAUGUGAUCGAGGCUUUCCGAGAGAACGGGCUCAACACCAUGGACCUCACCGCUGAGCUCUCCGUGGCUCGCCUGGAGAUGGUACUGUCCACCAUUUUGUACCAGCUGAACAAACGCAUGCCCACCACGCACCAGAUCAACGUGGAGCAGUCCAUCAGCCUGCUGUUCAACUUCCUCCUGGCAGCCUACGACCCGGAGGGCCACGGCCAAGUACCUGUCUUUGUCGUGAAGAUGGCCAUAGCAACUGUCUGUGGUGGGAAGAUUCUGGAUAAAUUAAGAUAUAUUUUUUCACAGAUAUCGGAUUCCGCUGGAAUAAUGGUGUACGCACAGUUUGACCAGUUCCUGAGGGAGGUUCUCAAGUUACCCAUGGCGGUUUUUGAGGGACCUUCGUUCGGUUACACAGAACAAGCUGCAAGAACCUGCUUUGCACAGCAGAAAAAGGUCUCCCUCAACACAUUCCUCGAUACGUUGAUGUCAGACCCGCCCCCUCAGUGUCUGGUGUGGUUUCCACUCAUGCAUCGGCUGGCCAACGUGGAGAACGUCUUUCACCCGGUCGAGUGCUCCUACUGCCAUACUGAGAGUAUGAUGGGCUUCCGCUACCGCUGCCAGCAAUGUCAUAAUUACCAGCUCUGUCAGGACUGCUUCUGGAGGGGGCAUGCCAGCGGUUCCCAUAGCAACCAGCACCAAAUGAAGGAGUAUACGUCAUGGAAAUCCCCUGCUAAGAAGUUGUCCCGCGCCCUCAGUAAGUCACUGAGCUGUGCCUCCAGCAGAGAGCCUCUUCACGCCAUGUUCCUCGAAACGCCAGAGAAACCUCUCAACCUAGCUCACAUUGUAGACACGUGGCCACCAAGACCAGUGAACAUCACCAACGACCACUCGCUGUCCCACUCCAUGCCGACAUCAGGGAACCCUUACUCCACCAAAAACAAGAAUAAUGAUGUUGAGCAAAGAAAGCCCUUGACUGGGACUGCUCCGUAUCUGUUCAAAGGGAGAGGGUUGAACUACAACCUCGAUGUUGCCGAUAGACUUGCUGACGAACAUGUUCUGAUUGGCCUCUAUGUGAAUCUGCUCCAAAACAACCCCAGAUCAUGUUUGCUCGAGACCAGUAACCAUCAAGAUGAAGAGCACAGUCUCAUCGCCCGCUAUGCUGCUAGACUGGCUGCUGAUGCUGCGGCUCAACAGCAGCGGAUCCCCACAGACCUCCCCUACUCUCUGGAUGCCAACAAACAGCAGAGGCAGCUCAUUGCCGAGCUGGAGAGCAAAAACAGAGAAAUCCUGCAGGAAAUCCAGCGGCUGCGGGUCCAGCACGAGGAGGCCUCCCAGCCGCCCCCUGACAAGGGUCAGCAGAACCCCACUCUGCUGGCGGAGCUCCGUCUUCUCAGGCAACGCAAAGAUGAGCUGGAACAAAGAAUGUCGAGUCUGCAGGAGAGUCGCAGGGAACUCAUGGUGCAGCUGGAGCAGCUAAUGAUGCUUCUCAAGCUGGAGGAGGAGCGGAGACGAGGCACUCAGGGUCCCGGCUCGCCACGCUCUUCCCCCAGCCACACCAUCAGCCGGCCAAUCCCCACACCCAUCCACUCGGACUCUGCCGGCACGACCCCGACUCACACACCUCAGGACUCACUCAUGGGAGUGGGAGGGGAUGUCCAGGAGGCCUUCGCUCAGGGUCCAAGGAGGAAUUUGAGGAACGACCUGCUCAUUGCUGCUGACUCCAUCACCAGCACAAUGUCAUCGCUGGUCAAGGAACUCAAUUCAGAGGGUGGAAGUGAGACUGAGAGCACUGUGGAUUCAGACUUUGGCCGCAGUGACCUGUCGGCCACAACCUCUUCUGAUCCCUUCAUCACCUUUAAACAAAGGAGGGUCAGCGCUGCAGAGGAUGAGAGCUUUGACAACGAUCUGGAGCAGCAGCUGGAGGACGAGCUCAGCUUGGAGGAGCUGAUGAAGCACAGGCAGGAACCAGACAAAACGUGCAUGGUGACUCUGCAGCAGUGACUGUGUUAGUCCAUGUUACUGGUGAGCAAUAUGAAACGCAACAAUAGUAGAAGACACUGGACACUGGGCCAACACUGGGCCGACACUGGGCCGACGGUACCGAGCACUGAAGAAAUGAAGACAAUUUUAAGUUGAAAAAGAAAAAAAUUGCUCAGUCCAACCACAGACUACAUUUAUGUGAAGAUAUAUAUUUUUAACCAACCACAUAUUUAAAGUAAUACUGUGAGCUGAUGUAAAGAGAUUAAUUACUAAGCUGUCUAUGAUACCACAGGUGCCAUAAAAGGAAACUCAUGACUUUCUUCUUCUUAAUUUUUAUCCUUUUUAUAUGAGUUGUGUCGCCAGUGUACGACAACAGUGUUCAUACACGGCGGCAAAGCUUCGAAUUCUCAUGUUUCUGAGUUUUAAAUGAAACGAACCAGGAUUAAAGGUUUCGUUCGUCAUCUGCUUUAUGUUUGAAACUUGAGAUUACGUUUGGAGUUGAAGUUAUUGACGAUACAAUUUGCAAUCUUUUGUAAAUGUAUAACUCUGACCUGGUUACCCUGAAGAGAUUUUAUCACUAUUCCAUUCUUACUGUUGCUGUCAAGUGGCUUUUUGUAUUUUUUUUUUUGUUUGUGUUUUGAAGCAGGCCGACUGCUACUGAUCAGAUAGUUUUGUUUUAUUUGACACAUUGGUGAUAAUAAUGCACACUGCCUUAGCUGAUUGGAUGAUCUCACAGAGGAGUUCGUUCAAACUGUUGAUGCAGCAUGUAGCUAACAACACGACUCGUUCUGCAGCGAUGCGACGUGUGUCCACUGGGGAAAAAUGAGGUUAAACUCAUUUAAUCUGACGCUUGGAAAGGCAUUUUGGUUAAGAGAGAUUUGAACUGACUAUAUGUACAAUGUCUACAUAUAAAUGGCUGAUUAAAAAUAAGUUUUAGAUGGAUUGAAGGUGUGUUAAAAGACAGGUACACAGACGCUUCCAAACAGCUAAAAUUCAAAGGUUUACACUGGUAAGGGCAUUGAACAAACUGUGUUUACUAUCAAUGGUUAAUGAAUUAAGGGUUCGAUCAUAGAUCAUUGGCCAUUGCUUCCUUUGUUAGCGUCAGUGCUCUCACGCAGACCUGUGCAUGACUUGCACAGCAACCUACACACUCUUGAUGUACUUUCUGAGUGUGCGUGAAAACUUUACUCAGUCACUUUGGAGGGCGAGAAAAGUGGCAAGCCAAUCUAAAAUCAUAAAUGUGUGAAAUAUAUCUAGUUUGAUUUUUGAGCAAGUUCAUAGCAGUGAUUUUUGCAUGGUGGUGAUGCAUAAUAAAGUGUUGACACAAUAUCACAA